Messenger RNA from Apis cerana (Asiatic honeybee), 12262 nucleotides. It is a transcript of the gene dati, whose product is annotated as zinc finger protein datilografo. NCBI's taxonomy places the organism in Eukaryota, Metazoa, Arthropoda, Insecta, Hymenoptera, Apidae. Gene Ontology annotation, molecular function: DNA-binding transcription factor activity, RNA polymerase II-specific; RNA polymerase II transcription regulatory region sequence-specific DNA binding. Gene Ontology annotation, biological process: regulation of transcription by RNA polymerase II; embryo development. The record is from RefSeq and is a predicted model, not a curated record. Gene Ontology annotation, cellular component: nucleus.
GAGGAAUCGAAUGUCGAAAUCUUGGAGACUCGACACAGGUGUCACGAACGGAGUGAACGAAAUCCCUACGAGGAGGUGAAAAACUGCCGUCCCGGUUCAAAGAAAUCAUCUGACACGACGACGUAUCGCACGGCCGACGCGCGAGUCCCUUUUUCCGAACGAAAUUCCGAGGGAGGAAAUAGAGAGUGAGAGAGGGGGGAAAAAGAAGGAAAGGAGAAAAGGGCUUGCACGUUCGCAGUACACGCACGCACACACACGCACACAACACGCACAACGACAUCACGGGGCUACUAACUACUCAGGGCAAAACGGGACGAGCAGUGUCAUCCGCGAGUGCGAUUUCUCACCCGGCGGACAGCACCAACCAGCAAUCUUCCAAUUCAAGUGAUCAACUCUUCGACCAACAAUUUGUGAAUUUCGCGUCUGCACGGACUGUCCUUCCUCGUUCACACCGUCCGGGCUGGGCAAUCCUGAAUUUUAACCUGAACUUAAGUGUAUAUGAUAGACUUUAAGUUAGAUAGAACAAAGAAAUAGGGUGUUCUCCGCUAACGAACGGAGGACGUCCAUUCGCGCGCGCAUCGAUUCAUCGGGCACCAACGCAUACACACACACACACACACACGCACACGCACACACCCGCACGCACACGCACCCACACGCGGGCACACACACGCGCACACACGUGUACGCGUAUAUACAAACACGACGUACGUAUCAACGCAAAUGCAGACCAGAGGAACGAGAAGAGGGAGGAGGAGCUGAAGAGAGAGAGCGAGAGAGAGGGAGAGGGAAGAACGAGACGAGACUCGGAAGAAGCAUCGUACCAUCGGAUACGCGACGCGCGUACGACGAUCUUUUUGGAUCAUCGAGUGUUACGGGAGUUACGGGAAAGAGAAUCGAGAGAAGGGACAAAGGGGGAGGAGGAGGAGGAGGAGGAGGAGGAAGAAGAGGAGGGAGAGCAAGAGCAAGAGGAAGAGGAAGAGGAAGAGGAAGAAGGAGAGGAGGAGGAGGAAAAGGAGGAGGAGGAGGAGGAGGAGGAGGCGAAGGGUGGAUCAUCAUCGUCAUCGGCGGUGUUGGCUAAUAAGACGAGGAACGAAGAAGGAAGGGGUGCGAGGAAGGAGGCCGAGGGCAAGUACCGAGUCGGAGUGAGAAGCGGCGGGAGAAGAAGAAGAGGUAAAAAAAAAAAGAGGGAAGAGGUGCAUCGAGGGAAAGAGUUUCAUGAGCCAAGAAGUAGCGGGAGGCAGAAGGAGCAGCAGCACCAGCACCAGCACCAGCAGCAGCAGGCCGGGGAAGUCGAAGCAGGUGGCGAGUAACUGACGUUGCCCGCCGCCCACGUCGAGCCGAGGAUCGUUGUCCUUAAGGCGGUAAGGAUCCUGGGCUGAGCGAAAGAGGAAGGGAAGAACAAGAAAUAGAAGGAGGAGAAGAAGAAGAAGAAGAAGAAGAGGAAGAAGGAGAAGGAAGAGAAGGAAGAAGGGAAGAGAGAGAGAGAGAGAGAGAGCGCGGUAAGGAUAGAGCGGAGAGGAGGAAGGUAGGAAGGAACGGCGGCGAGCGCGGAAGUGUGCCGGCCGUCGAGCUGCUUACCGGAAGGGGUGCGAAAAAGCGGGCAAGCUGCGCCGGAAGGGGGUAGCCCGGGCUUCUCGCGAAGGCCUCAAAAUUUCGGACGCGACGGCGGCCCUGGACCUACGUGCCCAGUCGCAAACCCAACCCGACUUUGGCUUGGACCACCACCAGCAACAGCAUCACCAUCAACAGCAACAGCAACAACAGCACCAGCAGCAGCAGCAGCAGCAACAGCAGCAGCAACAACAACAACACCACCAACAGCCGCAGCCGCAGCAGCAGCCGCAACAGCAGCAGCAGCAGCAGCAUCACCAUCAUCAUCAUCAUCACCACCAUCACCCGCAGCAGCAACAGGUCCAAAAUCCAGACUCGCGAAAUCCGCCACACCAUCACCUUCAACAGCAUCAGCAUCAUCCCGGGAAUCAUCUCCACUCUGGCGAUUCGGGGGGUGGGAUAGGAGGUGGAGGAGGUGGCGGUGGAGCCGGUGGAGGUGGCGGUGGAGGUGGCGGAAGUGGCGGCGGUGCAAGUGGCGGUGGUGUUGCUGGUGUUGCUGGAGGGGGAUCGGCCGAGGGUGACAGGUCGGGCAGGAUCCACGACGAGGACGACGAGGACAUCACCGAGAGGGAGGACGAGGAGGAAGACGAGGAUCCUUGCAGCUCGCCCGAACCGGACCUCGAAAACGAGCCGGAACCAAUGGAGGUCCAAGCGUCGGCCGUCACUGCGGCGGCCGCCAAUCUUCACGCGCUCCGGCAACAUGUAUUCAAAAUGUCCGACUAUUGGCAACAACCUCAACGGGGCCCGCCCCAACAGUCGCCCGGUAUACAGCACAGCCCCAUCUCGAACGCGACCCAACAGCACCAACAACAGGUGCAGCAACAGUUGCACAGCCCGCUCAGCCAGCAGCAGCAGCAGCAGCAGCAGCAACAGCAGCAGCAGCAGCAGCAGGCGGUGCAACAGGCGAACGCGGCCUCGGGAUUAGGGCAGACGACCAGCCCCCAACAAAUGCAGCAGCAGCAACAACAGCACGCGAUGUCGAUCGGGCAGCAAACGGGUCAGGGGGGGCAGCAUCAAUCGUCCCCGGUGUCCACCACACCUUCGCCGCAGGCCGAUCACCAGGGUGCCAUCGCGUCGAGCAUGGCCCAGAGCCUUCACAGCCUGGCACAGGCGCAACAGACCAUGUCCCAAGCCUCGAGCCCGUCGCUGGCCGUCCAAGCGGUCCAAGCGGCGCAGGCACUCAAUCAAAACUUGGGCCAAGCGUUGACGCAAGCGUUGACGCAGAACAUGCAACAAAACCUAGGACAAACAUUGCAGCACAAUCUCGCGCAAAGCCUCACUCCGAGCUUGUCGCCUCAGCAACAGCAACAGUUGCUCAACCAGCCCCAGAAUCUGAGCCAGGCCAGCCAGAGCCUGCAACAAAACAUCCAAAGCCAGGCGCAGAAUUUGUCGCAAACGUUGCAGCAACAGGCUCAGAAUUUGACCCAGAACCUCGGCCAAAGUUUAAGCCAACAGGCGCUGCAACAGCAGGCGGCGCAAAACCUCACGCAAAACUUGCAACAACAGGCGCAAAAUUUGACCCAGAAUCUGCAACAGCAGGCGCAAAACCUGACGCAGAAUCUGCAACAACAGGCGCUCAACAUGGCCGGCAGCAUCGCUCAGAACGGUGCCCUCGCCGGGAUGAACAUGACGGCCAAUCAGCAACAAAAUUCUCAAAACUCGAUGCUGAGUCCAGGCGCGACGAGCCAGGACUCCCACGACGCCAGCCUCACGGAAAAACUCGUCAACGAGCUGCAGUCUCGUGCCUCUGCGGCGGGACUUGGAGGUGCGGGAGGCGCCGGCGGAGGCGGAGGAAUGGGCAACAUCAGCGAACGCACCCUCGAGGAAUGCUGGUCCACCCUGCAACGAUUCUUCUCGCAGAUCUUCAUGCACAAGAGCGCGAUGCAGAUGCACGCGAGGGAGCUCGGCGCGGCGGGUGCACUGACGGGGAGAGCUGGCGGCGGCGUUGCGGGCGGACUGGCGGGGCUGGGCCCGAUCGGCGUUGGACCGGGCGGGAUGAUCGCCGGGAACGAGGUAAAGCCGCACCAGUGCCAGCAAUGCCUCAAGUCGUUCUCCAGCAACCACCAGCUCGUCCAGCACAUCAGGGUCCACACCGGCGAGAAACCGUACAAAUGCAGCUAUUGCGAUCGCAGGUUCAAGCAGCUCAGUCACGUACAGCAGCACACCCGCCUGCACACGGGUGAACGUCCGUACAAGUGCCAUCUACCGGAUUGCGGGCGGGCAUUCAUUCAAUUAUCGAAUUUGCAGCAACACCUUCGAAAUCACGACGCCCAGGUGGAACGGGCGAAGAACCGGCCGUUCCAUUGCAACAUCUGCGGCAAAGGCUUCGCCACAGAAUCCAGCCUUCGUACCCACACGUCGAAGUGUUCCAAGUACCCGUGGCAACGAUUAAAGGAGUUGCAACAGCGUGUUGUGUUCCAGCAACACGCCGCCCUGAUCGGCGGCCCCAACGCGACCAGCUGUCCCGUCUGCCACAAACUCUUCCUCGGUGGCGAAGCUCUCAUGGAGCACAUGAAGCACACCCACAAGGAUCCCAAUGCAUCCGGAGUUGCCAUUCCCUCCGCUGACUGCACAACCUCCGUUGCCGGGGUUUACCUAGCGAAGCGACGGACCGCCAACCACCCGUGUCCAGUGUGCGGAAAACACUACGUCAACGAGGGUAGUCUUAGGAAACACCUGGCCUGCCAUCCUGAGACCAGUCAACUUAGCACAAGCCUCAGAAUGUGGCCGUGCUCGGUGUGCCAAGCCGUCUUCACUCACGAGAGCGGUUUGUUGAGUCACAUGGAGCACAUGAGAAUGGACCCCAAGCAUCAGUUUGCGGCGCAAUACGUUUUAAGUCGCGCCGCCGCCGAGAGGCGAGAGAGAGAAAUCCUCGCGUCUUCGAGUUUAGGUGCGGGUUUGGGAGUGUUGGGAAGUCAAACAGGCGGACCUCAAAAUUUGCAACAACCACCAAUGUGCCCUUCGCCGUCGGCUCAUUCGGACAGCAGCAGUGGAAACGGAAGAUUAUCGUCAGCCGGUAGUGAACCUGACUUUUGCGCAGGUACCGGUCUGCUGAAUAACAACAACAAUAACAACAAUAACAACAUGGCGUCACCGGGGCCGAGCGGUAACAAGCUGAGCGAGAUGCUACGAGCUGGAAGUCAACCGGGCUCCGCGCAACAAUACCACGACGAGAUGCAGUCGCAGCAACAACGGAUGACGGCAGUGAUGGCAGCCGCCGCCGUGUCAGCGGGUUUGCAAAAUUCAGUGUCACCGAAUCUGUCGCCGGUCGACAUGGCGUCCCUGGCGGCUGCGAUGAGGAUGGGGAACAACGGCGACAUGAGCGGCGGUGGCCAAGGAUCGACGGGGCCUCAACAACAGGGAAUACAAGCUACCGGACCGGAACAGACCCUGAGAAUGCAUCAGGCGGAAGCGUUGCUGCGUUCUCAAGCCGAAGCCGCGCUCAGGCUGGCUGUGUCGCAAGCAGCAGCGGCGGCUGCCAGUUCCGCGGUCGGUGGGGACAUGAGACAUCAUUUGGGCCAGCAUAACGGAGGUAGCACCUCUGGCAUGCCUGGACACCACACGAACCAACAGAUGUCUCAACAAGACACCUCCUUACCGCCUGACCUUGGGGAAGCGUUGCGAUUGCAAGAGCAACGAUUGGAACAAGCCUUGAGGCUUCACGGUGAUCCUCGGGCCUUGAGUUUCACUCUCCAGCACGUGGUCAAUCAGCAGAACAAUCAGCAACCAUGAAAAUUCAGUUACUACUGAGACGAGUGGACCCCUUGGACGUCGGACCAGACGGGCCUGCAGCAAGUGGAGCGACUGAAUGUGAAUCAGCAACCUCUUCAAGGGGUUGACCGUCAGUUGACGCUCAACGAGCAACAACAGCAGCAAGGUUCGUCCGCCAUCGGUCUUCAUCACCAUCAUCAACAGCAGCAGCAGCAGCAGCAACAGCAUCAGCAUCAACAUCAGCAGCACCAACAUCAGCAACAACAACAUCAUCAACAGCAGCAGCAGCAGCAUCAUCCUGAAGAUCGUGGCGUCAAGAGGAAGGCCGACGAUAUGAUCGGUAACUCUGACAACGUGUAAAGAACGACGUACAACUCGACGUGCGAGAAAACACGUGGUGCGCGUGCUCUUCUUCCAUCGUCGAUUCUACGUCGAUUCGCGAACACGCGGCCCGAGGGAGAAAUUAGAAAAGGCGUUCAAGUGUGGUCAUCCGCGAAACUAUUUCCGUCUCAGCAGUAGUAAACGAAAUUAUUAUUAUUAUUAUUGCCGUGUAUUUUCCACGUACACGAUACGAACCCGGUGACAGUGAAAAAUCGAGCCCGACUCUCGGCCGAUUUUUCCUCGGGGAGGUCGUAUAUCCUAUUCUCGCUCGGCCCUAGCCGGGACCAGCGAAACAGCGACGGUGAAACGCUUCUCUCCCGCAAAGACAGUGGGAGGAACUUAGGGGGAGGGAGAGAAGAAGGUUAACGGUCGAUAAUACGUAUCUAGAAAUCCGUUACACGGUGCGUGAGGACGGCAACCAGCGGCCAAUGGUCUUUCUCUCAGCACCGCGCGAACAAUCUCUCACUUCGCGCGGAUCACGUUGUUCCUACUUACUUUCUUACGGUCCUGGAUCCUAGAGUUCCUAGAACGACGACGCUCGCCGCAACACGGCCAAGAACCUCCUCGAUCGUCCCUCCUCGACUCGGCCUCCCCUCGAGGGGGAGAAUGGGACGGAGGGGGAGGGACGAUCCAGGAGGGAAUCCUCUGUCCGUUACUCGAGCGAUAUUCAUUGUUCUCGUUGAGUCGCUCUUCUCUCAGAAUUCGCAGGACGCAUUGUCGCGCUGGUAGCCCGGAAUCACCCCUGAAACGUGCCAUAAUUAAUAAUCCGAACGAAUGGAACGAAAGAGAGAGAAAGGAAGGAAGGAAGGAAGGAAGGAAGGUGAAGAAACUUGUGAACGCGACUUCCGCGAAUCAACCCCUCCCCGCGCCCCCCCAUUCCCCCCACCCGGUGAAAUUGACAAAUCGGGAAAUUGAAGGAAGGAGAGGGGGGCGGGGGGGAGGGUGUCGAUCUCGGACAGGGCGCGAGUACUAUGGGUUUUUUUUAGUACAAGAGCCGAAACAAACACUUAGACUCUAUCCUAGACAAGGCAAAGCCUUGGGUACAGGUCUAAGCCACCGAGAGCGACAAGCCACCGACGAUGUCCAAUCGACGAUCAUCGGGCUUCCCUCUCUAGGCUCAUAAAAAAAAAAAACAAAAACUAAACUAUAACUAAACUAUACAUAAACUAUACAUAAAUAGAAGCCACUUUUAAGGUAAACCUUAAUUCUUAGCUCCCGUAACGUUUAAGAAGGAAGGAAGGAGGAGGAGAAGAGAGAAGGAAGGGAAAGGGUACGCGUCUCCUUGUUGAUAUGUGCGUUAAACGCGGAGACGAGGACGAAGAUCGAUUAAUUCCUCGUACGGUACGUCGUCGAUUGGUACAACGCGCGCGUACAGCAAAAUUAUUCGCGCAUCCCUUUCCCCGUUUAAAAGGAAACGCGAGAAACGAGUUACAGCAAAUGGGGGAAAAAAGGAAGGAAGGAAGGAAGGAAGGAAGGAAGGAAGAAAGAAAGAAAGAAGUAAGGAAGGAAGGAAAAUGUAACGAUGAAGGAUGGUCUGGAUUCGCGAUCGAAGCGGCCACUCGUCGUUGGCCGCCGAUCGAUACGUGAUUUAGUGAUGUAUAUGUACACGCACGGAGAGAAAGAGAGAGAGAAAGAGAGGAAGAGAAGAGAAGGAUGAUGAUGAUGAUUAUUACGAUGAGGAGAAAGAGAAAUAAAACUACACCAAACCACGUACACUCAAACACACACACACACACAAAUAUACACACGUAUACACACGCGGAAAUCCUUGUUACACGUAUAUAUAUAUAUAUAUACACUUGUACACACGUACACACUCGUAUACUAUAUAAUAUGAAAAAAAAAACACGCGAAGAAUCUACUCCACGUAAGGAUAUAUAUAUGUGUAUAUAUAUAUAUAUAGAUAUGUAUAUAUAUAUAUAUACAUACAUACAUACAUACAUACAUAUAUAUAUAUAUAUAUAUAUGUAUAUGUAUAAAAGAAAAAAAAAAUGCGCGCAAACAAUGUGCUGGCCGGCAGCACGAGAACUAUUAGCUCGUAAGCGAACAAACAAAAUAUAAUUAUUACACAAACAGUUAUAUUAUAUAUAUUAUAUAUACAUACAGAGAGUCUGGAGCGUAUCUGAUGGAUUAUUAUUAUUAUUAUUAUUAUUAUUAUUAUUAUUAUUAUUAUAAAUGAGAAGAGGAGAGGGAAGAAAAGAAGAAAAAAAAAAAAUAAACCGAGGGACGGAGGGCGAGGAGAAGAGUUACUGCCCUCCUCCGUCCCCGCCGUUUGUACCGCGUGCACAAUUUUCAAAGAAUAUAUAUAUAUAUAAAAUAUAAUCGUCGUAGAGUGUGCGCGAGCGACGAGCAUUUUUCGUGGGGAAAAAAAAAAAAUAAUAAUAAUAAUUAUGAGAAUAAAUAAAUAAAUGAGUAAAUAAAUAAGAGGAAAAGGAAAAAAAAGAAAACACACACGCCAGAAAAAAUGAGAAAUCGAGCAGAAGAAAAGAAAGAAAGAAAGAGGGGAAAAUGAAAAUAAAAUAAAAAAAUGAAUGAUGAAAAUGAAAAAUGAAGAGGAAGAGAGAGAGAGAGAGAGAAAGAGAGGGAGAGAAAGAGAGGGAGAGAACGAGAGCGAGAGCGAGAGAGAGAGAGAGCGAGAGAGAGAAAAAUAAAAAACUAAAUGCUAAAUAUUAUAUAUAUUAUAUAUAUAUAUAUAAAUAUUAUAAAUAAUAAAUAUAGCGUCUAUGAGACUAGGUUAAAUUAGGCGAAAGAGGAAAAAAAAAAAAUGGAAUGAAUGCGGAGCGCGUACCCGGCCGCUGGUACGCGCACGUUCCCGAGCAACGACGAUCGAGGGUCGAAUGAAAGGAGACGCGUAAGAGAAUCCGAGAGAGAGGGAGAGAGAGAGAGAGAGAGAGAGAGAGGAGGGGCAGAAUGCAAGGAGAGAAAGGGGACGAGAGAAAGAGAAGGAGAGAAAGGAGAUUUGGUGAAUGAACGACCUUGGGAUUUGUCGCGUACGUGGACGGGCACGCGCUGUUGAAUGAAAGAGAAAAGCUGCGCGAAAGAGAAUGCUUCGUGAGCAUCAAGGAGGAGAGAAUGAGAGAGUGAAGCGAAUGAGAGAUUUUAGAGUGGCGUGCUUCAGGUAAUCUGAGGUCCUGUGAUCGUUAUAAGCGAAAUAUUUUUUUAUUUCCGGAUAAUAUAUCUGAACGCGUAAAAAAAAAAAAAAAAAAUACUUGCGUCGUUUCGAACUUUUACUUGCAAUAUACCGUUACGUUCUCGCAAUACUUAGAAAGAGGAAGAAGAAUAAGAAGAAGAAUAAAAGGAAGAAGAACAAGAACAAGAAAAAGAAAAAGAAAAAGAAGAAGAAGAAGAAGAAGAAGGAGAAGCGGAACAGAGGUGGAUCAAUUUAGGGAAAAAAAGAAAAAAUACGAAGAUGAGGAUGACGAGGGAGAGGAGAGGAAGAAGAAUAUAGAAAGUAACGUAGGUUUGACCGUGGAGCGAACUUUAGAGAACUCGGGCCAGCCCCUUACUCCUAAAUACCUCUUUGUGAUGCCCCAUCAAUCUCGACCCUAAUUCCCCUUUUUCCGACCUUUUAUAAAACUCCUGGACUGUCCGUACUUUUCGAUGGGGUUUCUUUCGACGAGACCAGACGAGAUGAAACGAAACGUUGACCGUAAACCACAACGCGUAUCCGAAACGAAAAAAAAAAAAGGAAAAAAAAGGAAAAAAGAAAAGAAAAGAAACUCGAGUCUUGUUGGUUUUUUUUUAGAACGCGAAAAAACAAAAAGAGAGAAAAAGAACCGAUACGGAUAGUCGUUCGAAAAAGUUUCAAAAAUUUUUUUAAAAAAGAAAAAGAAAAAAAGAAAACGCGAAACAAACGUUAAAAAUUGGGAGGCGGUCCAAAGUAAAAAAAAAAAAAAAAACAAGAACAAAAAUUGAAACGGAAAAAUAAAAAGGAAAAAAAAUUGGGACAAAGAAAAAUUAAAUUUAGGGAAAAAGGGAAAAGAAAAAGAGAAGAGAAGAGAAGAGAGAGAGAGAGAGAGUGAGAGAGAGAGAGGAAUGAAAAUGAAACGGUUCUUUCGACCUAGGAUUCACCUACGACACGUUCGAUUUCUUCGUUUCUUCGACUGGCAAUCGCGGACUGAAGAGUGCGGAAAUGAAUGGUAGCGUGCCGAAUUUUUUCUUCCCCCCAUGACAUCGUACGUCGACCGCGUUGUUGUUGUUGUUGUUGUUCCCUUCGGAGAUUCUCGAUGAGACUUUCGUUCCGUGACCGGUUCGUACGAAUAUCCCACCCCCACCUUUCCCCUCCCCCACCCCCACUCCCCGUUCCUCCACCUUUCUACUUUUUUUUUCAUUCCAAUUGUCUCUCCAUGAUCGCUUUUCUAUCCUUUCAAAGAAAAAAAAAGAAGAGAAAAAACGAUUUUCCUCAUUCUGUCCCGAGGUAAUUCAAAAGUCAAAACGAAACAAAAGAAAAAAAAAGAAAAAAAGAAAACAAACAUGAGGAAGAAGAAGAAAAAGAAGAAGAAAAAAACGAGAUAUUUUUAUUUCCUCUUUCGAUUCCCGACAUUUUGAACGCGCUUUUAAGUUUCGAAAAAGAAUACACGUUAAAAACGUUUCGACGGGUGGAAUAAAAAAAACAAAAGAAAAGAAGAAGAAAAAGGAAAAGGGAAGAAUAGAAACGAAAGGAGAAGUGGGAAAAACAAGAGAAAGAAAUUAAGAGGAGAGGAAUUGCAAAAUACUGAUUUUCUUUUGGAAAAGUCGAAGCGAAAUUGUACCUCGAUAAACUUCUCCGUUCCUCUUCAGGGGAAUAUCCCUCUUUUUAACCCCCUUUGUUCGCCAAUUUUUGAAAGUAGCCUAACGUCGUCAUCUUCGUUGAACGUAAAAGAAAAAAAAGAAGACACGCGCCGAGAAGCCGCCGGGUAGCCAGGCUUUUUCACCAUCUGGGACGAGAGAAGAAAAGAUUGCUAAAAGAUUCAUCGUCAAAGCUACAUUUAACGAUUGUACCCGCCUUCGCCACUCGGAACUCGAAGGGACGGAGCGAUUUCUCGUUUCCGAUUCUACCGCUGUCGCCAAUUUCUUUGACAUAAUUUUUUUCGAAAAAUUUCAAAAUUCCGGAUUCGAAUCUAUUCAUUCGUUCGUUUCUCUUUCUUUUUUUUUUUUUUUUUUUCCCUUCUUCUUCCGCGAGACGAACGAGAGAUCGGAGCGGUAGAGAGACAAAGAGAGAGAGAGAGAGAGAGAGAGAGAAAGAGAGGAAAAAAGAAGAAGGACGUCUCAAUCAAUCAAGAAUAAUAAGAUAAUGAUAAUGUUUUCGAAAAAUUCUCGAAAAUGUCCUCGAGUUCUCGGUAGGCGUGCAAGUGGGUCGAUCAUUGAUCGUUCUUAUUAUAACAAUUUUUGCGUUACAGGGCGUUUUUUCCUCGGAUUAAGUAGUAUGUAAAUACACCUUGAUAUCACAAGCAUAAACUGAGAAUUUACUGGUAAACUUAAAUCAAGUACAUAAUGCGAAAUAGGGUUAGUUUCUAUGUAAAUACCUAAAGCUGGACGAGUGCAUACACCUCGUUCACGCAACCAACGAUAAUCGUUUUUAUCGAACCAAUGCUUCUGUUCGUCAUCGGUGUACGCCUGGUCGUUGGUGAUCGCCCUUGUACACAACCCCUCCACCCUCCCGCCGAUAAUCCCAUCGACGGGACAAGCAAAAUUUUGGGGAAAAAUAAUCGAUCCGAGAGGGUUUGCGCAAGAACGUUCCCAAAAUGGGCGUCGCUGAUCGGGAAAUUUUUUUUUCUCGACACUGAUACACCCACACACACACACUCACACACCCACACACACACACACAGCAUUGCGAUGGAUUGUACAGCUACGAUAGGAUAGAGAAUAAGUAAGCCUCAGAACACAAUUCUUCACACACUCGCACCACCGGCACCGACUAGCCUCCAAAUUAAGACAGGGACCAAACGUUUGGCGAACACAAUUUUUUCCGAAUAUAAUUAUUCUCGAGGAAUAUAUUCGAUGGAGUAUGUGACAACAGUCUUUUCCAAAGGUUAUAUACAAAUAUACAAUGCAUUCAACGUUUCCGGCGCGAACGAUUCGUUUGUUUCGGCAAAGGUGCGGCCGCCGAUCAUCGUCCGAAAAAGAUCGGGGAGAUAUAUCCCGCCAAAAUUUUAGGGGAAAAGAAAAAAAAAAGAAGGAAACAAAAUCUGUAUCGCGAAAAUUUCUCGAAAUUCGAUAUUUCCGAUUUUAGGUGUUGCUCUGAAUGAAUGAGAGGUACGAAUUGAGCGAAUGUAACUGAAUGAAUAUUUGAAUUUGGGCAAAAAGAUCACAGGUCGAUUAAAAAAGAUCAGGUCGAUUCGGGAUAAUCAAUGAUACAAUAAACCGCCUUAAAAUUGAAAAUUGAUCGAAAAAUUACAAUGGAGAGGAAAAGAGAGCAAAAGAAAAGGAAGGAUCCAAGGAUCAUCUUUCCAAAACAAACGAAGAGAUAGGGAAAAAAAGAAGCAAAGAAAGAAAGGAAGAAAGAGAGAAAAAAAAAGAAAUAAAGAAAGAAAGAAAGAGAGAAAAUAAAAAGACGAUUUCUAGAAAAAGAAAA